CUGAAGUCUUCUUAAGUUGAAGAAGUUGGGGGAAGUGUCGCACAUCAUCCUUCACCCGACUACUGACUACAUGGGAACUUUUCUCCACAGGUUUCCCUGGGAAGUGAAGAGUUUUUAACUUUCUCUGAGCGCCCUGUCGGCUUCCUUUCACUUUAAUCCUCGUGUAAAUCUGUGUUUGUGCGCGUCCCUGUGUGUCAGUUGUAGUUGAGGGCGAUGUCAGGCGAGCUGAGGCCCCGACUGUGUGUGUUAGAGAAGGGCAGCGACGGCUAUGGCUUCCACCUGCACGGCGAGAAGAACAAAGCGGGUCAGUUCAUCCGCCUGGUGGAGCCCGGCUCCCCGGCCGAGCUGUCUGGUCUGAGGGCCGGGGACAGACUGACGUUCGUUAACGGUGAGAGUGUGGAGGGAGAGAGCCACCAGCAGGUCGUGUCCCGGAUACGAGCUGUAGCGGGCCCGCUGGAGCUUAUCGUCGUGGACCACGAGACGGCUGAGUAUCUCAGAAAACACAACCUGCCAUGCAGGAAGGAGUUCGUCAGUGACGGAGUGCCGACACCGGGAGAGCAGCCGGACACCGCCGCCCGGGAGAGGAACGGCACCUCCACCGCCUCGGAGUCCAGCCCUGUCCCUGUCCCUGAUCCUGAUCCUGUCCCUGUCCCUGCCUCUGUCCCUGCCUCUGUCCCUGUUGCUGCCGCUAACGGAGACAUGGACCUCGACACACUCAGCCUCAGCUCCAAGGAAUCGAAGAAUGAGCUUCGCCCUCGUCUCUGCCUCAUGAAGAAGGGAGCCACAGGUUACGGCUUCAACCUGCACAGUGAGAAGUCCAAAUCAGGCCAGUAUAUCAGGGCGGUGGACGAGGACUCCCCAGCUGAGAAAUCUGGACUUCGACCCCAAGAUAAAGUAGUGCAGGUGAAUGGCUUGCCUGUUCAAGGCUUGCAGCACUCGGAGGUGGUGGCUGCCAUCAAGGCAGGAGGAGAUGAGCUGCGGCUGCUGGUGGUGGAUCCAGACACGGAAGCUUUCUUCAGCAGCUGCCAGGUUCUUCCCACUGAGGAGCACCUCACAGGCCCUCUUCCUGAACCUGCUGCCAGCAGCGACACUGAUGAAAAGGUGAAGGAGGAAGAAGUAAAGGAAGCCAAGCCGGCGUCAGCGAGUCCUACUCCAUCCAACGCUUCCUCUACUGCAUCUAUCCCUGCCGAGAUGGCCAGCAGUCCCCCAUCACAGGAGAAGGCAGUAGAGAAGAGCGCGAGUGAAAAUGCAGUCUCAUCGCUGGAUCUGAACAUUUCCCUGCAGCAGGCUAAAGAGCGCGCGCACCAGAAACGCUCCAACAAGAGAGCGCCACCUAUGGACUGGAGCAAGAGGAGUGAAGUGUUCAGCAAUCUCUAAGCAGCAGUUUUCUCCACCACUAUCACACUUCUUUAUACUUCCUUCACAUUUCUGUCUCGCUCAUGAGGCCAGCUCUGAGUUAUAUAGACAGCUAUAAAGCAGAAGGGAUGCAGGAAAAAGACAACUUUUCCUGGAUUAAUAAGGCAUGAAAUCACAUUUUAGAAAUAAUUGCUGGAUGUUUUUUUUUUUUUUUUUUUUUUUAGUUCCACGAUUUGUUAGUCUCAUCCAUUCAAACACAUACACACCCCUCAGAUGAACAUUUAAAGCCAGUGUUAUUUUGUCACUUGUGUUUUUACUGAUCUUUAUAGACAUUUUAUUGAAAUAUGCUAGAAAUCAGAUUUGUGAUUUGGUAUUACUUUAUUAUGUACAGUGUAGAUUUAAUUAAUGCACAGUUCUUUUCCUGUUCACAUUGUUCAUAAAGGUGUGUAUUAGCAUCACUGACUGUUCAUUAUACUGUACAUGCACCUGCCCUGCUGAAAUAACCGUUAAUGUUCAGAGCAAUUUUAAUCCCUUAAUAUUACUGUAAAGAAUGACAGUUUAUAAUGCUGUGUGGUGUGAAAGCUUCGUCUCUGUGAUCUAUUCAGAAAGUCCUUUUUUUUUUUUUUUUUUUUUUUUUAGAGCUGUAAAUCAUAAAUGAUUAUGAAUAAAUCCCUAAAAUGGAGCUGUACAUUCUGACUAACAUGGAACAUUAGCUAUCUGACUGAAGGAAGAAAAGCACUGUUUUUUAAAUCGUUUGUGUAAAUGAGUCUUAAUGAUAUAAUAAUCGCAUUCAUGCAAAGUAAUAUGGCACAUCGUACUUCUGAUGAAACAGCUUUGAUUUUUUUUUUCUUAAGCACAAUGUCAUCGCCUCAUUGUUUAAUUUUUUAUGUUUGCAAUUUAUGUUUGGUUCAGAAUUUUUAGUGUGUUGAAAUGAAAUGAAGAGAAAUGAAAGGAUUUUUAUGAACAUUCCUAAGAAGAAAACCACUGUCUUUAGCAACUUUAGGUGCAAGCUCAGUCUAGACUUAGCUGGAUAAAUAAAUAAAAAAAGAAAAUGUA
Molecule: messenger RNA, 2412 nt
Organism: Pangasianodon hypophthalmus (striped catfish)
Lineage: Eukaryota; Metazoa; Chordata; Actinopteri; Siluriformes; Pangasiidae
Gene: nherf1a
Product: NHERF family PDZ scaffold protein 1a
Exons: 6
Coding region: 214-1377 (387 amino acids)
Biological process (GO): protein localization to plasma membrane
Cellular component (GO): apical plasma membrane
Molecular function (GO): protein-membrane adaptor activity; signaling receptor binding
Source: RefSeq, a predicted model, not a curated record